AUGAUUCAAAAAGUUGCAUUAUCUUCCAAUAUGUCAAAAAGUUCUCUUUUAUUCUUCAUCGGCCUAUUUGUUGCAAUCAAAGGAGAUUUUGAGUCAGUAACAACAACCACUGAUGGAUCUGAAAUUAUUCUUUCUAUUGGUAGUGGCACCGGUUUUGCAUCGUGUGCUGGUUAUUGUUAUGAACACGUGCUAAUAACAUCAUCCACUAUCUAUACAACUAAAGGAAGUUCUCAAACAGACGUAUUUCCCGAACUUCAAGAUGAACAAGCUUAUAAUACGGUAGAUUUUAAUCAAUUGGUUCAAUCGAUUGAUUUGCAACAAUUUCGUACAAUUAGCGGUUCAAUUGGAAAUUGUCAGUCCGAUCCAGAUUGCGGUGGUAGUGGAUCAGAAUGGUUAGCGAUUAUUACCAAUCAUCCACCUAAAAUAAGUGUUCUUUUUCCGUAUAACACGACAAUAGUCGGAUGUGAGACACUAUUACAAGAUGUGAGACAAAUUAGAGAUGACUAUUUAGCAAAUAACGGGAAUUAA
Messenger RNA from Didymodactylos carnosus, 528 nucleotides. Lineage: Eukaryota; Metazoa; Rotifera; Eurotatoria; Philodinida; Philodinidae. The record is from the annotation of a GenBank genome assembly.